Molecule: messenger RNA, 3154 nt
Organism: Culicoides brevitarsis
Lineage: Eukaryota; Metazoa; Arthropoda; Insecta; Diptera; Ceratopogonidae
Gene: 2mit
Exons: 2
Coding region: 1-3036 (1011 amino acids)
Molecular function (GO): protein binding
Source: RefSeq, a predicted model, not a curated record
AUGAAGCGAAUUUUAAUCGCAAUAGUGAUGUUUUGCCUUGUGCAAUUCAGUGGCAGUUUGAAUGCCGAAGGGCAAGUUGUGAGACAUACCAGAGCAGCUUUGAUGCCCUUGCGAUCUCUCGAGGCAUCGCGCAAAGACAAUAAACGUUAUGGUAGGGUGCUACCUGACCCUAUAUCAGCAUCUUUUGAUAAAUACUUCCUUGGACAAAGUCGCUUGAAACGAGCUGCUGGCACCGAUGGAAAUCACACAAUCAACCUAAGCGCACACAACAUCAGUGAUAUUACUUUAAGUGACUUCCUGAAGGAAAUUACGAACCCGACGCUCGUUACGAGUCUCAAUCUCGCCUCAAACACUCUGCGACAGCUCAAUGUGAGUGCCGUUAUCGCUCUCACAAUGCCACAUUUGAGUGCAUUAGAUGUGUCACAAAAUCAAUUAUCCGCAAUUGAUGCAGCGGCGGAUUUAUCGAAGCUGACCACGUUGAAUGUGUCACACAAUAGCUUGUACAAAUUUGCGACAACGGGACAGCUCAACCGCACGUCGUCCAUCGAAAUACUGGAUUUAUCCUGCAAUAAAUUCAAUGCGUCACGUAACAUUGCGCUCUACAAUUUAAAUAAUUUGCAGCAGCUCGACCUAUCGUGCAACGCACUGACAACAAUUGAUCGAAAUUUAUUUUUUAAUUUGUCGCAAUUGCACACGUUAGAUGUGUCAUGUAAUCGAGUAAGUGAGUUGCGAACGAACACAUUUGUCUAUCUCACGCAGCUACGUGUACUCAAGUUGUCCCGUAAUAACAUAUCGUUUAUCGAGAAUGAAACGUUUAGCGCGCUGCCAAAUUUGGAGUAUUUGGAUGUGUCAGAUAACGUUUUGCAUGCCGAUUCGGUGCAUGCACUGCAAGGGAUACCGGAUUUGGUGGCAUUAUCACUUGCGAAUAAUGAGGAGUUGAGUGAGUCGUUGCAGGGGUUCGUAGCGACAUGGAGUCUGAAAGAGAUUGACGGAAGUGGGACGGGAUUGUGUCAUAUACCGGCAGCGUUGACGCAGAGUGUGAGGAUAUUGAAGUUGGUUGAUAACUUUUUGCAGGUUAUCCGUUGCGGCGAUCUCGACAGCUAUCCCCUUCUCCAACACCUCAUCUUAUCGUCAAACCAAAUCACCGAUAUCGAAGAUGAUGCCUUGGGUCGCUUAGAAAUCAUUGAAACUCUCUACCUAAACGACAACAAGCUCAAACGAAUCCCCGUCAGUCUUCCUUCCUCCCUCAUCGACUUGCAUCUCGAGAACAAUCUUAUCACUGAAAUCCAACCGCAAGUUCUCACAGGUCUCAAAACCCUGGCAUUACUCAACUUAUCUGGCAACAAAAUCAUCUACUUACCUGGCUUACCCUUGCCUCGCUUAAGUCGCCUCAAUAUGCGAUCCUGCGAACUUGAAAGUGUCAAUCAAGAACUCGUCAAAAUGUCGCCAUACCUUCGCGAUUUGUACUUGGAAGGAAAUCCCAUCCGGUGUGCCGACUUGUUGGGCAUUGCUGAAUGGGCGACGCCAUGUCGCGAAAGUACUGAAACUGAAAUCGCUACGACGACAGCUGAUGACUUUUUCAUUCACAAAUGGCAUUCCCAUGCAUCGUGUGGGCUUCAAGCACCAAAGAAGAAAAUUACGAAAGUUUGUAAGGAAAUCGUAUUGGCGAAAAAUACUAAAAAUAAUAAAGCAGCCAAGAAAAUUAAUGGCAAUAAUUAUUUUGCUGGCAACGAGCAACGAAUUGCGGCUGAUAAUAAAUUGAUGGCAGCACGUCAAUCUUCAUUAAGCCCAGAACAGGCGAAAAAUCGAGCGGCAGAUAAAAAUGUCAAUGACAAAUUUGAGAACAUUGAUAAAAUCGACAACAAUGUAAACGACCAGACCCUAAAUGGCGACGAUGGUAAGCAAACAGAAACGAAAACAAACAUCAGCAGCUCGUUCGAGAAAUCGUCAAGUAACGUAAUAAAAACAACAACGACCGAACAAACAAAGGAAGACAAUCAAAUUGUUGCCAAGAAAUUAAUCUCCGAUACGAGUACGUUAAGUCCCGGCAAUAAUCAUAACACGGAUAAGGAUCUCGCAAAUGAGAGAAGGGUUCAAACGAACGACGUUAAUCAGCCAAUUAAACAAAGUAAACAGAAAAAAGUUACAAAGCACUGGAACAAGUUGUCUGACCGUGUAAUUAACAUGUCGUCGUCGUUUUCUUCAAAAGCAGCUACAUCUAAGGAACGACUGACGAAAAACAAGACAAAAGUAAUGGCAAUAACAAAUGAUGAUGAUUAUUUGAAUGACGACAAUAAAGCAGUUGUUGACAAUUUUGUCACAGUUACGAGCCAAAUAACGGAUGAAAAGACGGAAAAAACACUCGAAGCUAAACAAUUAUCGCUCCAUUUCAAUUUUACAAAAAUCCACAAGGCUUCGUCGUCGCUUUCGCCACCGAGCACAAUAACAACAACCGCAAAGCCUUAUACGGAACGACACAAUAAAAUAAAUCUGGAUAAACAUGUCCAAUUGAAUAGAAAAGUAAAUGUCUUGCAGCAAAAUAGUCAACUUGUGACAAAUUACGUUCAGAGUGAAGACGAGAAACCGCAACAACUUACCCACAAUUCAGAUCCAAACGACGAACAGAAUGCAUCUCCGAUGCCGCCUCAAAAGCAAGAAUGGUCCCCCUACUCUCCUUCCUCCUCAUCAUCACAGGAGCACUUCCGCAAAUAUCUCGGACAUCCCGGCUUAUUCAUGGUAAUUGGGGCAACGAUUGGCAUGGCCGCUGCUUUCGGCUUCGUGCAUUUGUAUCGUUGCCAAAAAAUGCGAUACUGGCAACACACGCAAGUCGAAGCGAAUUGCGACAAUGUCAGCGAUAUCAGUACAAUUAAUACGCCAACGCACAGUUGUCAUCAUCGACAGCAUCGAUACGAUGACCUACUUCCCAUGGAUGUACUGAAUCACAAAAGUCAUGUCGCAACGACAACGACAAGUUUGAUGGCAGCAACAAGUCUCACGGAACGACCGACACCCAAUUCGCCCAUCGAAUUGUGGUGACAAAAACUGUACACGCCACCUUAUGAUAUUUUUGAGUAAACGUGAUUCCAAAUGAACAAAAAAAAAAAUGAAGAUUUAAAGAGACUUUAAAACAAAAUAUUUAUUAACUAAUAUUUUU